AUGAGCACGCCCUACGGGCGCUAUCGGUUUAUCCGCAUGUCUUUUGGAAUAUCUUCCGCCCCAGAAAUAUUUCAAGCAGCCAUGCACCGCCUCUUGGAGGGCCUGUCUGGAGUAGCGGUUGUAAUGGACGACAUAUUAGUCUGGGGCACAACGAAGGAAGAACAUGACAACUUGACCGGGGUGCUUGCAAGCUGCCGUGAGCACAACCUCCGUCGGAACUCACAGAAAUGUGUCUUUUUGCAGGAGCAAGUUCGCUACUUGGGGCACGUUUUCACCACGCAAGGACUGAGCCUGGGACCCGAUCGCGUCCAAGCCAUUUUGGACAUGCCAGCGCCAAGUAACACUUCUGAGCGUCGCCUCGAGGAACUACUUGUGGCAACCACCAAGGAUCCUGCUCUGUCGACCAUCCGAUCCUAUGCAGAGACUGACUGGCCGGAAAACAAAGAGGACGUCCCAGCAUGUGCCAGGCCAUUUUGGGCGUAUCGAGAAGAGAUGCAUACACAAGAUGGCCUCGUCUUUCGCAGCAACAAGAGGCUGAUGGGUCGACAGACGAGAACACUGCUCCCGGUUCCCUCCUGCCACCUGAAGCCGGCACCAUUGCCCAACAGGAAGGUGCACUCCCGUCUCCAGGAGAUUCGCCACAAGCAGAAGGUCUACUACAAUCGAGGUGCUCGGGACCUGCGCGCCCUCUCACCGGGUCAGAGGGCCUCGUUGUACGACACGCACACACGGACGUGGUCCCCGGUCGUUGUGCUGGGAUCAGCGGGAGCUCCACGCUCCGUACUGGUAAAAACAGAAGAUGGCCGAGAAAUGCGACGCACACGGGAACAUCUCCGGGAGGUUCCAGAGCUACCAUGCCCCGACACGACCACAACACCUUCCUCAGGCUUGCCAGGCUCGGGUCCCGUUCCAGAGCCGCCACUACCACGGAGAAGCACUCGGGAACGUCGCGAGCCUCGUCGGUACCCCAUGCCAGAGCGACCUAUAUUGCCCCAAGGAAAGGAAGAUGUAACCGAGGUGGCAUGGCCGCGAUAG
Molecule: messenger RNA, 1035 nt
Organism: Rhipicephalus microplus (southern cattle tick)
Lineage: Eukaryota; Metazoa; Arthropoda; Arachnida; Ixodida; Ixodidae
Source: RefSeq, a predicted model, not a curated record